Messenger RNA from Amoebophrya sp. A120, 3059 nucleotides. The record is from the annotation of a GenBank genome assembly. Lineage: Eukaryota; Dinophyceae; Syndiniales; Amoebophryaceae.
GAUCUUAGUCAACAGGCGGUUAGCCAAGCUCUACAACCUGGUGAUGGACCUGCUGGUACUAGCGUUGUUCAACAUCCGGAACGAGAAAACCCCCGGCUGAACGGGACGACAGCCGCCCCCGCCGUCGAUGUCGACGCCGCUGCACUGGAAGAGAUUGUUGGUCGGGCCGUGGCAGAUGCACACGCCGCGUACCAUCGAGCGGCGGAGGUUGUUGCCAGCGGCGAGGGGCAAAACGGUUCAACAGCUGCUGAUCUUCCCAACGAUCCUGAGGACGUCGACCGCAUGGACACCGCCGGGGUAUCUUUCAUGCAAGAAGGUCAUCUGCCCCAGGGGGAGGACCAGCACCAGCCCGACCGCCGUCUGCCCCAGGGUCGUGGGGAGGACCAGGACCAGCCCGAGCGCGAGCGUCAGAUGCAAUGUGGCCAAUUCCGGCCUUGGCUUAGCCUGGGGGGCGAUGAUGAUGAACAAGGGGAUGUUGAAGAAGCACUGCAAGAGCCAGCAACUAGCAUGAACCCCGCCGCCCAGCCCCUCGUAGGGGAGGUUCUUCCGCAGGAUCGACAAGGUGUUCACCAGCCUAUCGCCCCGAGACCGAGUGGUCUUGUGCAAAGAUGUAUGCAUUGCAAAUAUGUCUGGGUCUGGAAGAAUUGGAACUUGUCAUGCUAAAUCUGAAUCAUGCAAAAAAUCUGUAUUGCGUGAUUACCAACAGCCGUCCUUUUUUACCAGGUUGAGAGGGAAUUUCUCACGCAGGAUAGCCAUGAUAGAGACCUCACAGACUUUGUCAUGCUAGGUGCUGCAUUGUAAACCUUAUGAGCCACAGAAAACCUGCAUGACAAACAUGGCAAUCUUCCAGACCCAGACAUUUUUUGCAGUUGAUAAGAUUUUUUACCAAAGCCUUGCGGGGGGCUUUCACGGUUCUGUUUACGGUGGUGUACCUGAUCAGCAUCAGCGUUCAAGGCCUGUCGCACCUGGCGGUGGUUUGCCUCCCGGAGGCCAUUGUGUUUCUGUGGCGCGGGGCAGCGCGGGUCGCCCGCCGGAUCACGCCGCAGCUGCUGGCGUUCGGGAGCAACUUUGUGCUGGCCUUUAGCAGCUUGGUCACCACGUUGGCGCAGGCGGUGUGGACGGGUUUUGUCAACGUCGGAAGGGUAUCAAAAGUAAAAAUGUCUGGGUCUGGAAGAAUCCAACUUGUCAUGCUGAUUUUGGAUUCUGAAAAAAUCUGUAUUGCUUUAGCAGCAAAGAGAGUCCAAGUUUUGCUACACGGAAAGAGCAUUUGUCAUGCGGUAUAGGCAUCUGGAAGCCCUCACAAGAUCUGUGAUGCUAGGGCAUGCAUCACAGACAUCAGGAGUCAUGCAAAAUGUGCAUGACAAACCUGGCAAUCUUCCAGACCCAGACAUUUUUACACUUGAUAAAGGGCGGCCGGAUGGGUCGGCAGCGGGAUCGCCACCGUGUUGGUGUCUGUCGCUAAUGCGGCGCAGCGGGUAGGGCAGGCUCUGUAUCAAAAGGAAAAAUCCCCCCACCCCAUAUCAAAUGGGAAAUCUGUGAUGCAAGAUUUGCGUACACAAAUACGCGCUGUCUUGCAAUACGGCAUCGCAGCCAGAUCCGCAGCCUAGGGAGGGACAUUUUGGUCUAGUUGCUUAGCAUUUCAAACGGCUGUCCUCUAGGCCGAACAGCAUGCCAAACCGCUCCCAUAAUGGCAGGGAAGCCUCUGCAUUUGUCUUCUUGCAAGACAGACGUGAUUUGUGGUCUCAAAUCAGCAAGACAAAUUUCCGGAAGCAUGCCUUUUCGAUAUGGGGAGGGGGGAUUUUUCCUCUCAAUACUCUGUACAACAACCUCGGCAGGCCGAUUCUGCACGGCCUUGUCGCUAUGGGAGCAGUGCUGUGGGACGUGCUCACCAGGGUAGGAAACUUGUUCGCCAGCGGAGCGGUUAUCGUGUUUAACGGUAUUGCAGCGGCAGCGGUGAGGGGACUGGCGGCGGUCCAAGUGGUUGCACAAAACGUCGGGAACGCGGUGUGGAGCGCGGCAAGGUGGACCUUAUUGAAACGAAAAAUCCCCCCUCCCCAUAUUGAAAAGGUAUGUCUCCGCAAAUUUGUGUUGGUGAUUUGAGGUCACAAAAAAAACCCAUUUGUCUUGCAAGAAGGCAGCUCUACAGUCUCCGCCGCAUUAUGCGCGCGGUUUGUGAUGCUGCUUGGGCUACAGCAUAGACGUUUGUGAUGCUAAGCGUCCACGCCAGAAGCUCUGUACCCAGGCACGGCAUAUGCCUCUAAUCCUCUACUGCAAGACAGCUCUGACUUGUGUACGGACAUCCAGCGUGAGAGACUUCGUUUCGAUAUGGGGAGGGGGGAUUUUUCCUCACAAUACACCCGUACAUACGUGCUCUCUCCUCUCGGCACACUUGUGGCAAGCGGCAUCAGGCGAUUGGGCACGGGAAUGGUCGCUUAUCAAACUGCAAAUAUGUCUACUGCGUCUGGAAUCAUAAAUCUGUGUUGCCGAACGGCUCGCAGCGCAGUAGAGUGGCCACUUGUUGUACGGCAUAUACAGCAUAUAGAAAUUUUGCGAGGCUUAUCGCAGAUUCGUUCGCGAAACGCAUGACUAAUUGGCUUUCAGCACGACAAAAAAAAUGGCCAAUUCUGUUCAUGCAUUACAGAUCCAUCUUGUUGCCCUUGAAAUGUCGCAUAACAAAAAGUCCAGAUGACCCAGGCAUAUUUGCAUUGCAUAUCGCACUCGGAGACGCUAUUUGGCAAGCCGGCGGCUUUCUUUUCGGUCUUGCGGAAAGUGGCAUUCGGCGCGCUGUGGCGUUCGGCGCCCCCGUUGUGGAAUUCGUCGUACACGGGAUCUCCCGGGCCGCGAUCUCUUUCCUCAAUAUCGCCGGAAACAUCGCCCGAAGAGCCGGGGAGUUGGGCGGAGCGGCCGCGAGAGGGCUGUGGCGCAGGUUGGCGAGCGCCGCAACUGCCAUGUGGUCCGGAUUGCUCUGUGCGCUCAGGACUGUCGGGAGAGCCAUCACGACUGUCGGGAGCGCCAUCGGGACUCUCGGCCGUGAUUACAUGUGGCCCGCGAUGGUGGCG